Molecule: messenger RNA, 1124 nt
Organism: Zea mays
Lineage: Eukaryota; Viridiplantae; Streptophyta; Magnoliopsida; Poales; Poaceae
Exons: 7
Coding region: 1-1086 (361 amino acids)
Molecular function (GO): protein binding
Source: RefSeq, a predicted model, not a curated record
AUGGCGCGCUCCAGCAGCGGCGACAAUGCCGACCCACUCCCACCUCCCUGUUGCAGUUCUCUUCUCGGCAUGUUUGCUUGCCCACAUACUGAGGUUGCACUUGCUGCUUUGCUUAAGCUCUGGGAUCAGCGUAUAAUUGGGCCUAAUGGUCGCACUCUGUGUGCUGACACGGUGUUGAAUUGGCUUACUCAAGAUCAAGGUGGUGCUGCACACAGGCUACAGACAUGGAUGACUGUUUCUUCCACCUUUCUGAAUAAGCCCAUUCAUGUAAUGCUUGGGGUAAUGGGUUUAUUCUUUAACCUUGUGGACUACUGUAGACAUCAUGGCCUGCAAGCUGACUUCAUUGGGACUAAAAAGGCUUUGUUCUUGUUGUCCAAGGAACAUAGACAUGGUGUUGAUAAUACAUCAGUUCAUCAUAUUGAGAGGCCUUCACCAAUUGAUUUCUGCGUGCCUCGGGACCGGGGAGGCGAUGGCACGGUGCUGGGCGACCUACUGGAGAACUGUGUCACGGAGGUGCUGCUCAGGCUGGACCCGCUGGAGAUCUGCCAGAUGGCGCGACUCAGCCGCAUGUUCCGCGGCGCCACAUCCGGGGACGGUGUCUGGGAGUCCAAGCUACUGACGAACUACGCGCGCCUCCUCGCCGUCGCUGAGGCCGGCGAUGGGGAAGCGGGGCAGGCCACCGGGUCUGCGCCGGAGGCGGAGCCGCUGCCCAAGAAGGAACUGUACGCGCGACUUUGCCGUCGGAACCGUUUCGACGGCGGCAAAAAGGAGUUCUGGCUGGACAAGGGUGGCGGAGGUCUAUGUAUGUCAAUUUCUUCAAGGGCGCUUUCAAUAACAGGCAUUGAUGAUAGGAGGUAUUGGAACUUCAUUCCCAGUGAUGAAUCAAGAUUCCGCACGGUUGCGUACCUCUCGCAAAUCUGGUGGUUUGAAGUCAGAGGGGAGGUUGAAUUCUUCUUCCCGAAAAGUACGUACAACCUAUUCUACCGCAUUCAUCUCGGCCGACCAUUCAAGCGGAACCAGAGGAGUUCAGGGAGAGAUCACCAAGUUGCACAUAGGUGUCCAUGGGCAAACACCCACUCACAAUAAUUAAGUCAAGAUACCUUACUGAGUGUAGUAAUCCUUUG